Caenorhabditis briggsae is the source of this 417-nucleotide messenger RNA. The record is from RefSeq and is a predicted model, not a curated record. Bases 1 to 417 code for a protein of 138 amino acids. The transcript is spliced from 4 exons. NCBI's taxonomy places the organism in Eukaryota, Metazoa, Nematoda, Chromadorea, Rhabditida, Rhabditidae.
AUGCUUUCAUUUUAUUAUUUGGCUUUUUUUCUGUCAAUUCUUAAAGUUUGCUGGGCAGGCAACUGUAUUGACCAAUUCUGUCCGCCUGGAACAUUUUGUGAUGAGCGCCCUGGUCCAUGCCGCAAUCCCCCAUGUGCCACAAUUCUGGCUUGUCUUCCAAUUGAGGCUAAUGGUUGUGCCCGAAUGGAAUGCCAAGCUCCCAAAGUCUGUGUAGAACGAGUCCGCCCAUGUAUUGGCAGGUCUUGUAAGGAAAUCGCCACCUGCGAGACGCCAAACACCUGCGCCUCAGUCGUCUGUCCACCUUCUCAAAAGUGCCACGUGGAAAACGGAUCGCCUACAUGCAAAAAACAUAUUCCACCGACCCGGGGAAUCAUCGGAAAAGCAGUGUUGGAUGAGAAACAAUUUCAGGAUAAUUGA